UACCUGUAAAACAGUUUUAUACAGAAAAGGCACAGGAUUAAAAUAACCUUUUACAUGCAAUUUAUUAAGAUAAUUGUUUCACAUUUGUUUUUUAGUAAGUUUUAGGAGGAUGUAGAAGACGUAACUUGGAAGCAAAGAUCGCGGAGGACAGAGAAAUAAUUGGAAGGGUUUGAUUUGGUGAUCCAACAGGAGCAGUAGAGUGAGAGUGAGAGUAAGAGAAGAAUGGAGGAAUCGGGUGGCGAGUGGUGGUGCAUUUCGGCAGUAAAGAUGAUAAUGGAGUCGAUAAAGAUUAUAGCCUGCAACAAACUUGUGUUCGCAUCAAUCAUGCUUCUCACCACCCUCCCUCUCUUCACGCUUCUAAUUUCCCAAUCCAUCUCCACCCACUCCCUCACCUCGCAAAUUCACCAUCUCGAGGCCCUCGCACGCUACGCUCCCACACGCUUCGAGGCCCGACAUGUCUGGCGCCAGUCCCGCCACGACGCACUUUCCCUCCUCCGCACCAAAGCCCUCUUCUCCCUCCCCUCCUACCUCCUCUCCCUCACCGCAGCCCUCUCCGCCGUCCACUCCACCCGCCUAGCGCUCCACGCCAACACCACCCUCUCCCUCCUCUCCGCGGCCCUCCGCCUCUUCGCCACCACCAUCUUCGUCUACGCCAUCCUCUUCGCCUUCUCCCCCAUCCCGCGCUUCCUCGCUGCCCUCGCCUCCUCCACGGCCGCCAGGAUCCUCCUCCUCGCCACCGGGUCCGCCCUCGAGAUUUACCUCAUGGCCGUCAUGAGCGUCGCUCUUGUGGUCUCCGUCGCCGAAGAGAGGUUCGGCUGGGACGCCAUUCGGGUCGGAUCCGCUCUGAUGGAGGGGAGCCGGGCAUGCGGGUGGGCCCUGUCGGGUCUGUCCGUACUGGGGUCGAGCCUGAUCGGGUCGAAGGUGGAGCGGUUGAUGGAGGCCGAAGAUUGGAUCAGGGUUGAGGAUAAAGCCGAUGUGAUAGUUGGGUACGGUUUGUUAGUGCUGUGAUUGUAGAAAACGCCGUCCGAUUAGGGAACCCCAACCAGAGGAUCUGCAACUAUCUGUAAUUAAUCUUGAGGAGAUGCUGGUAGAAGGAAUGAAUAACGAAGGAAGUUGUUUUGGUCUUAACAGCAGAUAAGGAGGUUGUUUUGGUCUUUACUGUGGAGUACACCAGUAACUAACGGAAGCCCGCAAACUUAACAAAUUUUUUUCCGUGGAGUUGAAGCAUCCACAUUCAGGUACCAUUUGAAAACUCCACGUUCAGGUACCAUUUGAAAUAUAUAUAAUCAUUAAAAAUAUUUAAGAAAUGCGUUUAAGUUUAAUACUUUCAGAUAAUGAAAAAAUAUGGUUUAGUGUAGAGUAUGUCUCGAACUAGAUUCCAUGAUUAGGCAGCUGGCUGAAUAGAACGUCUUAAAUUUUUUUAUGAGCAUUAUUAUUAGAGAUGUAACAACUUUUUAUGAAUAGUUGUUUUUAUAAAUAUCUUCUAGUGACUCAAAUUUAAAUACGAUUUUAAGGUA
Molecule: messenger RNA, 1517 nt
Organism: Vigna angularis (adzuki bean)
Lineage: Eukaryota; Viridiplantae; Streptophyta; Magnoliopsida; Fabales; Fabaceae
Exons: 2
Coding region: 223-1008 (261 amino acids)
Source: RefSeq, a predicted model, not a curated record